Molecule: messenger RNA, 2529 nt
Organism: Apus apus (common swift)
Lineage: Eukaryota; Metazoa; Chordata; Aves; Apodiformes; Apodidae
Gene: WNT5B
Product: Wnt family member 5B
Exons: 5
Coding region: 332-1483 (383 amino acids)
Biological process (GO): multicellular organism development; cell fate commitment; neuron differentiation
Cellular component (GO): extracellular region
Molecular function (GO): frizzled binding; cytokine activity
Source: RefSeq, a predicted model, not a curated record
GCGGCCGGAGCCCCCGGGAUCCGCCGGCACCUCCCGGGCCCGGCACUCGCCACCGCCGCCAACUUCGGCCGGGAGUCGCCCUCGGUUCCCGGAGCUCAGCGCCGCCGCGGCGACGGGGAGAGAAGCGCCGGCAGCCUCCCCCCGCUCCCUUUUCGCUGCCGGCGGGGGGCUCGGCCCUGCGCGGCGACGGGGCCGCGGCCCCCGGGGCAGGUGCGUCCCCUCGCGGUCUCGGGCCGCCGCGACGCCGCGGCGAGGGGCGCGGAGCCCCGUACCCGCCGCGGGCGCCCGCUCACCUGCCGCUGCCGCCGCCCGGGGACGCGGCGCCCGGGAGAUGCAGGGCGCCCCGUCCCGGCGGCCGGCUCUGCGGGGGCUGCCCCAGCGCCGCCGCCGCUCGCAGCCCACCAUGACCGGGCCGAGACUGGCCCUCGCCGCCGCCCUGCUCUGCAGCUGCACCUCGCCGGUGGCCGACGCCAACUCCUGGUGGUCUUUGGCCAUGAACCCCAUCCAGAGACCUGAGAUGUACAUCAUCGGCGCUCAGCCGGUGUGCAGCCAGCUGCCGGGGCUCUCCCCGGGGCAGCGCAAGCUCUGCCAGCUCUACCAGGAGCACAUGGUGUUCAUCGGGGAAGGGGCCCGCAGUGCCAUCAAGGAGUGCCAGUACCAGUUUCGGCAGCGGCGGUGGAACUGCAGCACGGUGGACAACACCUCCGUCUUUGGGCGAGUUAUGAAAAUAGGUAGCCGGGAGACUGCUUUCACCUACGCUGUCAGUGCUGCUGGGGUGGUGAACGCCAUCAGCCGGGCUUGCCGUGAAGGAGAGCUCUCCAGCUGUGGCUGCAGCCGGACUGCCCGGCCCAAGGACUUGCCCCGAGACUGGCUGUGGGGUGGCUGCGGGGAUAACGUGGAUUAUGGAUAUCGUUUUGCCAAGGAGUUUGUGGACGCGAAGGAGAGGGAGAAGAACUAUGUGAGAGGUUCAGAGGAGCAGGCUCGUAUGCUGAUGAACUUGCAGAACAACGAGGCUGGUCGCCGGGCCGUGUACAAGCUGGCGGACGUGGCCUGCAAGUGUCACGGUGUGUCGGGCUCCUGCAGCCUCAAGACCUGCUGGCUGCAGCUGGCUGACUUCCGCAAGGUGGGCGACCUGCUGAAGGAGAAGUACGACAGCGCCGCUGCCAUGAGGAUCAGCCGCAAGGGCAAGCUGGAGCUGGUGAACAACCGUUUCAACAUGCCAACCCAAGAGGACCUUGUCUACGUCGACCCCAGCCCGGACUAUUGCCUGCGCAAUGAGACCACUGGCUCUCUGGGCACCCAGGGCCGACUGUGCAACAAGACCUCGGAGGGCAUGGAUGGGUGUGAGCUGAUGUGCUGCGGACGGGGCUAUGACCAAUUCAAGAGCGUCCAGGUGGAGCGUUGCCACUGCAAGUUCCAUUGGUGCUGUUAUGUCAAGUGUAAAAAGUGCACAGAGAUCGUCGACCAGUACGUCUGUAAAUGAAAAGAGCCACCAAAGCAACAAAUCUAUAUUAUAUAAAUCUAUAUAAAUAUAUUUUAUAUUUGUAUAAAUAAACAGAUGAUGAUAAUAAUUAAAGAAGCUUAUUUAAGAGACAUUUUGGUUUUGACAUUUCCCCCAUCAGGCUGGCUGGUUUGCCAUUGCUGCAGUUCUGCUGGGGAGUUUGCCUUUGGGUGCAUCUCCCCUUGGAUGUUUCAGUCAGGGUGAAGAGGCUGAGGAGCUGCUGACAAAGUGAAGUCCUCCCUGCACACAAGCACAUACUAUUUCAUUACAGAGACAAAGCCAGCAAGAAGGAAAAGAGUGGCUUCUUUCUGCUCUCUCAUCUGUAAAUGUCAGCAUUUUGCAUAGCUAUUGCAUAUCUGAAGUUACAGCCAGACAUGGCUGAGUCCUAGUACCUUGAGUUUCAAACCCUGUCACUCCAGUAAACUCACUGGAGAAUUUGGAACCAAUUCUUGAUCCCUCUAAAGGGCUUUUCAGCAUUAGAGGAAAGGUUAGCCAAGGCUCCUCCUCAAGAAUAUGGCUUAAAAUCCAGAGUCCUGUAAACCAUUCCUGGAGACUUCAUAGACCACAAUGUGGUGGAGGUAGGUUUACAACCUGCUGUUGUGAGGAAGGAAGGUGUGACCUGUGGCUGACCAGUGCGCAGCCUGGGAGUCCCCAUGAAGUCGGCACCCAGCUCUUCUGUACUGCCUGGGCAAAGGGGAAAUUGUCCAGCUCAGACUACAGGGCUAUGUCCAUGAGGGAGAUUUUUUUUUUUUCCUUUUAAUCCCAUGCUGAAACUUAAUUUGUUAAUAUAGAGGAGAAGCUGCCAGUGCCCAGGGAUGUUUGUAAAGGCAAUAUACGUCAUGUUUUCUCAGUAGAAAGAAGCAUUGCAUGCACAUGUGCACAUGACUGCAUAAGCACUCCUCAUACCUCUGCUGGUUUUCCUCUUUGAAGUGGAUGCAGGUGGUCACCUUGUUCAGCUCUAUUAAGUCCUCCUCGUCACCAUCCCAGAUGUAUAGUUUCUCUUCAACAUUAAACACCCCUCAAUGACA